Brachypodium distachyon (stiff brome) is the source of this 753-nucleotide messenger RNA. RefSeq lists its product as uncharacterized. The transcript has a single exon. Lineage: Eukaryota; Viridiplantae; Streptophyta; Magnoliopsida; Poales; Poaceae. The coding region runs from base 1 to 753 and encodes 250 amino acids. The record is from RefSeq and is a predicted model, not a curated record.
AUGUCUAGCUCCGGCCCCUCCGACCCCUUCAACUCCUCGCGGUCUGGGAGCUCCAACCCCUUCGCCGGCCCCUCCGUCGUCGUCAUCCGCGACGUCCCCGUCUUCGAGCGUGUGCCGAUCAAGCUCUCCCACACCGCGGCCAACUUCUUCGCGUGGAAGAUGUACUUCGGCCUCCUCUUCCGUGAGUACGAUCUCCUCGACCACGUCGACGGCACCACCGACCUCCUCGCCAUGCCGCACGACCCUGACUGGAGCACCAUCGACGCCACCAUCAUCCGUUGGUUCUUCCAGACCGUCUCCACCGACAUCUUUCACACCGUUGUCCGCGAUGGCGACACCGCGCGCGACGUAUGGAAGAAUAUCACCGGCCUCUUCACCGACAACAAGAUCCAGUGCAUCACCUUCCUCCAGCAGGAGUUCUUCGGCCUCCACCAGAACGAUCUCUCCCUCGAUGCCUUCUGCUUGCGCCUCAAGAUCCUCUCCGACGAGCUCCGUGACUUGGAGUUUCCGUUCACUGACGCCCUCCUCCUCUCUACGCUCGCGGCUGGUCUUGGCGAGGAUCUCAGCCACGCCGCCUCCAACCUCACGUUGCUCACCACGCCGACCUUCGAGCAGGCCGUGGCCUAUCUUCGUAACGAGGAGCGGCUGCAACAACACCUGCGGGCUCGCGCGGUUCACACCGCCUUAGCCGCUGGCCUCUCCCGUGGAGCGCCCGCGCACUCACCGUCGGCUCCCCCACCCGACCCGCCCUAG